Messenger RNA from Balaenoptera musculus (blue whale), 1479 nucleotides. It is a transcript of the gene RGN, whose product is annotated as regucalcin. The transcript is spliced from 7 exons. NCBI's taxonomy places the organism in Eukaryota, Metazoa, Chordata, Mammalia, Artiodactyla, Balaenopteridae. Gene Ontology annotation, molecular function: enzyme regulator activity; gluconolactonase activity; calcium ion binding. The record is from RefSeq and is a predicted model, not a curated record. Gene Ontology annotation, biological process: L-ascorbic acid biosynthetic process. Bases 198 to 1103 code for a protein of 301 amino acids.
UUCACUGGGCUCCAAGCCUCUGUCCCACCUCCCUGCCCCGGCGGGCUCUGCUGGAUUCUUCCUGCCGAGGAGGAGGGAAGGCGUGGAGGGAAUCGGUUUCCACCCACAGCCCCGGCCGGGUGACUCUCCACCGCGGGCCCUGCUCUGCCACCUGACCUCCGAGCCCCCUGCAAGUCAUCAGGCUGUAAAUCUCCCCCAUGACAAUGUCUUCCGCUAAGAUUGAGUGUGUUUUGCGGGAGAACUGGCGCUGCGGUGAGUCUCCAGUGUGGGAGGAGGCAUCCAACUCUCUGCUCUUCGUAGAUAUUCCUGCAAAAACGGUUUGCCGGUGGGAUUCGCUCAGCAAGCAAGUGCAGCAAGUGACCGUGGAUGCCCCAGUCAGCUCUGUGGCCCUUCGCCAGUCAGGAGGCUACGUCGCCACAGUUGGAACAAAGUUCUGUGCUUUGAACUGGGAAGAUCAGUCAGCAGUUGUCUUGGCCACAGUAGAUAAAGACAAGAAAAACAAUCGAUUCAAUGACGGGAAGGUGGAUCCCGCUGGGAGAUACUUUGCCGGUACCAUGGCUGAGGAAACAGCUCCAGCAGUUCUGGAGCGGCGCCAAGGGUCCCUGUACUCCCUCUUUCCCGACCACCAUGUGGAAAAGUACUUUGACCAGGUGGACAUCUCCAAUGGUUUGGAUUGGUCUCUGGACCACAAAAUCUUCUAUUACAUCGAUAGCCUGUCCUACUCCGUGGAUGCUUUUGACUAUGACCUGCAGACAGGAAAGAUCUCCAACCGCAGAAGUGUUUACAAGCUGGAGAAAGAAGAACAAAUCCCUGAUGGAAUGUGUAUUGAUGUUGAGGGGAAGCUCUGGGUGGCCUGUUACAAUGGAGGAAGAGUGAUCCGUUUGGAUCCUGAGACAGGGAAAAGACUCCGAACUGUGAAGUUGCCUGUUGUUAAAACAACCUCAUGCUGCUUCGGAGGGAAGGAUUACUCUGAAAUGUAUGUGACCAGUGCCCGGGAUGGGAUGGACCCCGAGGGUCUACUGCAGCAACCUGAAGCUGGUGGAAUUUUCAAGAUAACUGGCCUGGGGGUCAAAGGAAUUCCUCCCUAUCCCUAUGCAGGAUGAGUGACAGGCCUUCCUUCAUAGUGGAGGAGACUUCUUAGAAGACAACUAGAAAAUUCUGGUGCUGAAAUUUCAGUCUAGUUACAAAAAAAAAAUGAAGCAAUGAUAUUAAUAGGAUUAAAUUUUUAAUUACAAUUUUUAAAACAUAGAGCAUUUUUAACAAGGGGUGACAGGUGGUUUUGAUAACAUACUAUAAGGCCUUCUGCAAAAGUGCUAUAGAAAUAUAGAGGUGUUCAACCGUCAACCAGCCUCUUGAUUCUUUGCAAAUUGCUGGUGGAAUUGGGGGAGGGGGAAGGGACCAUAUUUGUUCUUUACUCUGCAUUCCAUACUUACUAUACCUAAAGCUUUAAAACACUAAUAAAUAGUAGUCUGGUAAUGA